Messenger RNA from Thunnus maccoyii (southern bluefin tuna), 9904 nucleotides. RefSeq names its product DOT1-like histone H3K79 methyltransferase (gene dot1l). The transcript is spliced from 29 exons. Lineage: Eukaryota; Metazoa; Chordata; Actinopteri; Scombriformes; Scombridae. Bases 326 to 5212 code for a protein of 1628 amino acids. The record is from RefSeq and is a predicted model, not a curated record. Gene Ontology annotation, cellular component: nucleus. Gene Ontology annotation, molecular function: histone H3K79 methyltransferase activity. Gene Ontology annotation, biological process: DNA repair; regulation of transcription regulatory region DNA binding; DNA damage checkpoint signaling.
UGGCUCCCUGCCAUAUUUAUUCAUGCCGGGCAAGAUGGCGGCGAUACGGACGAGGUGUUAUUGCCAGUGGACAUAAAAAGGCAUUUUAUUCAAAAAUAUAAAACCGAGUCCGAUACAUCCGUGGUGUAUUGUGUGUGUGUGUGCGUGUAUUUACCGCGGCAACAAGCGUCGACGUCUUUUUUCAUUUUAUUUUACGCGUUUCAACGUUUUUUUUUAUUUUCUUUACAAAAUGUUCACGUUGUAGCUCACCCGCUAACCGACCAGCUGGCUAACAGAGAGCUAGCUGCUAGCUAUCUAUCACCGCCGAGCCGCCGUGAAGUGGAGAAUGGGAGAAAAGCUGGAGCUCAAGCUCAAAUCGCCGGUUGGAGCGGAACCUGCUAGCUACCCGUGGCCGUUACCAGUAUACGAUAAACACCAUGAUGCUGCUCAUGAAAUCAUCGAGACCAUUCGGUGGGUGUGUGAGGAGAUCCCAGACCUCAAACUGGCAAUGGAAAACUAUGUUCUCAUUGACUACGACACCAAGAGUUUUGAGAGUAUGCAGAGACUUUGUGACAAGUACAACAGGGCCAUCGACAGCAUUCACCAGCUGUGGAAGGGGACCACCCAGCCCAUGAAGCUGAAUAAGCGUCCUUCCAACGGGCUGCUGAGACACAUCCUACAGCAGGUGUACAACCACUCAGUGACUGACCCUGAGAAGCUGAACAACUAUGAGCCCUUUUCCCCUGAGGUGUACGGAGAGACCUCUUUCGACCUGGUCGCUCAGAUCAUCGACGAGAUGGAAAUGAUGGAGGAUGACACUUUUGUAGACCUUGGCAGUGGAGUGGGGCAGGUAGUGCUGCAGGUUGCAGCAGCGACCAAUUGUAAACACUACUAUGGUGUAGAGAAAGCAGACAUUCCAGCUACCUAUGCAGAGACCAUGGAUAAAGAGUUUAAAAAGUGGAUGAAAUGGUAUGGGAAGAAACAUGGGGAGUACACACUGGAGAGAGGUGAUUUUCUGUCUGAAGAAUGGAAAGAAAGGAUUGCCAACACAAGUAUUAUUUUUGUGAAUAACUUUGCCUUUGGUCCAGAAGUAGAUCACCAGCUGAAGGAGCGCUUUGCCAACAUGAAGGAAGGUGGGAAAAUAGUAUCCUCCAAACCUUUUGCACCUUUAAAUUUUAGAAUAAACAGUCGAAACUUGAGUGAUAUUGGCACAAUAAUGCGUGUGGUGGAGCUUUCUCCACUAAGGGGCUCAGUGUCCUGGACUGGAAAGCCAGUUUCCUACUACCUGCAUACCAUUGACCGCACCAUACUUGAAAACUAUUUUGCUAGUCUCAAAAAUCCUAAACUCAGGGAGGAGCAAGAGGCAGCUAGGCGACGUCAACAGAAGGAUACAAAGGACAGUAAAAGCAAUAGCACCACACCCACAAAACCUAAAGAACAAAACAAGCAGGACUCCUGUGGGGAGGAGGAGCGUCCUAGCUUGGUGACAGUGGUCAAGCCCUCUGCCAAACCCCGAAGAGCCCGACUCUUGUCCAAAGGUCGCAAGCUGAACAACAAGAAGCGUGGUCGACCCAAGAAAGCUGCCCCGGCCGCUGAGAAGAAAAACAAGAAGAAUCAGAGCGCGUUGGAUUUGCUGCACGCCAAGACUCUUUCUGCGGCACCCCCUCAGGAUGCAUACCGGCCACCUCAGAGUCCCUUCUACCAGCUACCUCCCAAGGUCCAGCACUAUCCCUCUAGUCAACUGCUGCUGAGCCCAACUCCUCCUGGUCUGCAACAACUGCUAGAUAACAUCAAAGUUCAAUACCUCCAGUUUAUGGCCUACAUGAAGACUCCUCAGUACCGCACCAACCUGCAGCAGCUUUUAGAGCAGGAGAAGCAAAAACACAGGGACCUGUCAGGUCAGGCGGAGCAGCUUCACUCUGUGUGUCAAUCUCACAAGGACAAGAUCAAAGGUCUCUUUCAGACCAAACUUGAUGAGCUUGGAGUGAAAGCCCUGACUGUGGAGGACCUGCUGCAGGCCCAAAAGGAAAUAUCAGCUCACAAUCGUCAGCUGAAAGAGCAGACUAAGCAGCUUGAGAGAGACAUGGCCUUGCUGAGAGACCACAGCCUGUUACUGCUAAAGUCUCGAUGUGAGGAGCUGAAGCUAGAUUGGGGUUCUUUGUGUCUUGAGAGUCUGUUGAAGGAGAAGCAGGCCCUACGCAGACAGAUCUCUGAGAAACAGAGACACUGCUUGGAGUUGCAGAUCAGCAUUGUGGAGUUGGAGAAAAGUCAAAGACAGCAGGAGCUUCUUCAUCUCAAAUCCUACAGCCCCUGUGAGGGUUCCCCAUACAGAAAGAGCCUGGAAUCGCGCUCUUCCACAGACUUGGACUCCUCUAAGCUUGGCCUGUCCUCAGCCCCAGCUCUCAAUGGUGUAAGCCCAGAGUUGUCUAUCAAUGGCACCAGCUCACCCUGUUUUGACCGGGCUAACACGAAGGGGGACCUUCUUUCCCGCUAUCUGCCCAUCUCUCCUGACCAUGAGAUCAUACCUGCCACCCCUGAUGCCCGGCAGAGGCAGCAAAGCUCCUCCCACGCUCUUCCUGACUACACACGCUUCUCCCCUGCCAAAAUUGCCUUGCGGAGGCACCUUAACCAGGAUCCCACGGCCUCUGCCCACUUAAAAGGUCCGGGGCUGGCCAUACACAGGGGGGAAAUGGGUGGCAUUAACUCUCCGCUUGGAGGCAAACAGAGCUGCCCCUCUCCCAAUGCAUCCGAAGCCCAGAAUUUUCCUAAAGGUUCUGAGAGGGGUGGUAAGGAGAAGAGUCCAUCUGUUCAGGGUGACAGCAGCAUUACAAGCCUUCCAAUUAGUAUUCCUCUGAGCACUGUCCACCCAAGUAAACUACCAGUAAGCAUCCCACUGGCCAGCGUGGUGCUUCCCAGUCGUGCUGAGAGACUGAGAAGUACUCCGAGUCCUGUGUCUCAGACAGGUCAGACCAAUGGAUAUUCAUCAAGCUCAGGGCUGAUGAAUGGAGGUCUCCACCCCGAGGACCACAAUGGGGCUUCUUCAUCGUCUCCUCCACACACCAAUACUCCUCUGACAGGACCAAUGGGCCGAGGGGGUCCCAUCCAGAGCCCCCCACUCAGCACUGGAGGGGUUCUCCAGUAUGCAGAUGGACCCCCAAGGAUUCUUCCAGAAGACGGACAGGAACAUCAUGGGGCAGACUCCGAUACGGAGCUUCAGGACAGUGAACUGCGGAGGAGAAUCUUUUUCUCUUCUUCCUCCUCUUCCUCUUCAUCUUCCUCUUCGUCAGGCAGUGGAGGAAGUGCGGCCGGAGGCUCACGCCUCCACCAUCACACUGGCAACUCAGCCAAGCAGGGAUACCACAGUAACCAUGGAAACCACCACCACCACCAGUCCCCCGGCACACAGCACACUCACACACCAACACAUACAUUGUCAUCACACUCCUCUCACAGCCUCGGCUCUCAAGAAGGGCGGAAGCGGGGGAGAAGGAAACGCAGCUCUACAGGGGCUGUGACGGCCAGCGGAUCCCCAAAGAGGAGGUCAUUCCCCGGGCUCAGCUCCAACAACCACUCCUCCGGAUCGCCACUAAACAUUAACUCCAUGGUGAACAACAUCAACCAGCCUCUGGAGAUCUCUGCUAUCUCUUCCCCAGAGCAAUCAAGCCGCAGCCCCAGUGGGCCGGACCUGGACCAACCUCCCAUCUUGAAGAGAGAGCGCCCCCUGGAGCUCAAUGGCACAGGUCGAUACUCCUCAGCCCCCAGCUCUGACGAUGAGGACUCAGGAUACCCUGCUGACAGCUCCAGUUCAAGAAUUGAAAGAAAAAUUGCCACUAUAUCCUUGGAGAGCAGAGAUGGACCCAGUAGACUAGGGGAUAGUGAAAGAGGCAGGAAAUCUGGUAGCAGCAGUGGCAACAGCACAGGUAGUGAGGCCUCGUCUUCCUCCUCCUUGUCCUCUAACAGCAAAUGGAAAUCCACCUUUUCACCCAUAUCCGACCCGAAGCAACCCAACUCAGACCUGAGACAGGGGGGCUCUCCAUUUGGCAUGGGGGGGUCGAGUCGGGGCACGGACUCAGAUUCUGAUCACAAACAACACCAUCAGCAGGUGAGGAAAGGAAGUGAUGGAGAGUCGUCCAGCUACAUGACCCCCAACCCCUUCCUGAGUCAAGAUGCAGGGACCCGUGGUGGAGGCGGCAGCGGUAGCGGAGGAGCCCAGGGAGGCAGUGGUUCAGACCAACGCCAGGCCCUCCAGAAGCAGAAAGCCCCUCGCGAUUGGGACCUGAAGGCCAGCAGCAGUCUGGCGAGUCAGAAUCUCUUCAUUUCUGCAGCUGCCAGCAACGGAGCAGGCAUCCUGAGUGGGAAGGUCGGAGGCAGUGCUGUAGCAGUUUCCUCAACCACAGGAUCAUCUGUGGGUCAGUACCUGGGGUCUCAGUUCCCACUUGGAGGGACCUCAGUCUUGCAGUCCUUGUUCGGGGCCCCGACUGGCGGCUCCACGGUGAGUGGGACCCCACGGCUCGUCAACGGACACUCCGCCCUGGGAAGCUUCUCCAGUGCCGGGCUGGCAGGGGGAGCGGCUGGAGGUAUAUUUCACCACGUGGUUCCCUCAGUCUCCUCCCAUCAGUUUGGGGCAACGCUGCCCACCUCUGGAGGCCUCAGCUCUCUGCUCAGUCUCUCCUCCUCUUCCUCUUCCUCCUCCCAAACCCAGCAGCACACCACUCCCCAACCAGCCUCCACGCGCCUGGCCUCCGUGUCCUCACCUCUCCCCCUCUCCCUGUCACAGGCCCAGCACAGCCGCACCCAGUCGGUCCUGCACAGCCCUUCUCCUCCCACGCUCUCCCUGCCCCCUCCACCGCCCCUGCACAGCGCCCCCUCCUCGUCAGCAACCACGCACUCUGACGCCCUGCCAUCCUCUCGAUCAGAUUCCCUCCACUCCUCCCGUCUGUCCCACUCCUCUCUCCACCAUCAGAGAGCGCAGUCAUCCCUCUCUCUCUCCAUCUCCUCCUCCACCUCUGCCUCCUCUGCUCCUGUCUCUGCCGCUGCCGCUGCUACCGCCUCCCUCUCUUCCUCCUCUCUGUCAACCUCCUCCUCGUCUCGUCCAUUCGCAGUGCACUACUCCCCUCGGCUGCCCCCUCCACCACCGGGCAGCAGCUCUGGUGGUGGCGGGAGCAUGUGGAGGACUCAGGGCAUGCAUGGCACCUACACCACCUCCCAGCUCCCCAGCUCCCGACCUAGAUAGGGUUUGGGGGUGAGGGAAAGGGGUGGGGGUGGAGAGGGGAAGGGCGAAGGGCAAUCAGAGGGUGAAGAGGGGGAGAGAAUGAGAGAGAGAGAGAGAGAGACUGGUAGGGAGUGAGAGAGACAGGAUACCUGUUUUCCCUGUGCUCCCACAAGCUGUUGUUCUGAUCGAACAAGGUAAUUGCUGAAAACUACCUCAACAUUGAAUAAACUAUGCAAAUGUCCAGGUGUGGACCAAGGCACUCUCCUCACUCACUGGUGCUUCAAAACGUCUGCACUACCCAACCGCCUCCAAGACCGGCUUCUAUACUGGGAUCUCUGACACACACGUACAUACACACACACACACGCACACACACACACAGUCUCUCACACACACACACACACUAACCACCACCACUAUGAUCACCUUGAGCAGAAUUCAAAGGCACUGGUCAUGUUUAUGUGUCGAGUUCUUUUGGUUAAAAAAAAUGUUGGUUUGAAGAUUUUACAAUAUGGAAGUCAGUACUGGCUGCUGUCCAGCACUGAAUGAACUGAAUUAUCAAAAUGUCUGGUUUAACAUUGAGGUGCUCUAUUGUAUGAUCGUGUAUCAUUUUUGUCGUAGUUACUAUUAUAGCAAUUGUUUUUAAUGAUUUAAUGUAACAUUUAACAACAGAUUGAAGCACACAGUCCACCUUUUUUGAGCUGAAUCUCAUCAGGUGUCACGUUCCCUCCAAAGUUUCACGUCAUGAGCGCUUGUGUGUGCACACUCAAACACAAACACAAACUCAAACACAAACACACACACACUCACAGAGACCAGUUCAUUGAACUCUGCUCAGAUAUCAUGCAGCUCUUUCCUCUCUGCAUGUUUGCUCUCUUAUCUGUUUUCUUCCUUCAGUUGAAUUCAGCAUUUGUUACAACAUAUUGGACUAUGAAACAAGAUGAGGAACUUAAUAUUUUGGUCUAACUUCACACUGGAUAGUAAGAUACAGUUACUCAUGUAGCAGAAGAUAUACACGUCCAGGCUGGUUAGUUGACACCCCUGUUAUGUUGAUGGUUUGCUAUAUUUUUUUAUUUAAGACGAUUAAAAACUUGGGUUAUUCACUGUUAAUUCCCAUUAAUUAAAAGAAAAGUGGUACAAAAAUCUGCUUUUCUCUAAUUUAGCUAGUUCUGGAUGCUCUUGACUCACAAAACUAAUAUCUCCUUUGCUUCUAACUGGAGCAAAACAAAGUUCACAUUCUGAGUAAUGAAAAUAAAUCCUGAUGUGUGGUGUGGUUCAGUGUUUGUCUUCCAAUAUCAGACAUCAACGUCAAUGAAAUCUUCUCUGUUUACUUCAAAUAAUAUCUUUUUGGUCUUUUGUGAUAAUAAUCAGGCAUAUUUCACAUGCAACAUCUAAAUGAAUGAACUGAAGAAUGAAGAAUAUGGAAGAACAUAAGUGUACGUUUUGCAAAUUUCAGCCUAAUUUUGAAACUGUGUUGAAUUAGCAACAUUUCAUGGGGUGCCAAUAGUGAGCAGAGCUGAAUACAUUUAAAUAAAUUUUUUAAAAAACACCCGAUGACUUCACUUAAUGAGAUGGUGCUCUGUGUGGACAUUGUUAGCCACUCUCUGGUAGAGAUCCACUGUUGUCAGAGAGUUUUGGCAACACUGUUGUUAAAGUUUAGUGAAGCUGAAUCCAGGUAUGAAACAAUUCUAGUAAAACCACAGAAGAUCUGAACUAAUUUCUGUAUUUAUUAAUAGCGUUUUCUUUGUCUAUCAAUUUGGUAAAUCGCACUACUUUGUGGGACCGCAGCAGAAGUAUUCUUAAAGCAGGAAUUUUAAACUCUUCUUAAGCUAAUCUUAGUAUAUUUAUCUCUGCUGUUGGAAAAUGCAGGUGUAAGCAAAUGUUAAGGACAUAAAUAUGGACACAUGUAUGUGGAAUAAUACUGCAGUUAACACACACGCACACACACAAGCAUGCAAAUCCUCACACACUGGGAAAACCUAUUUACCAUAACCACAACAAACUACUGGACUCGUUUCACACCUUUUUGUUUGCUUUUUAUUGUGUAAUUUUUUUUGUAAACAAUGUUUGUACUGUGAAUGUGAUUCAUUCUCCGACUGUAUAGUUGUGUAUAAUAUUUAUGCCGUCAGUCUCCAUUUGCCUUGGUAUUUGUUUUUCUCCUCUUUUUUUUUUUUUUUUUUUUAAAUCCUGAAAUGUGUUGACAUUGUAGAAUGCAAUAGUGUGUGUACUUGACUCACAGUCUGAAAACAAUGGUGCUAAAUUUGGACUGUGCCUGAUCUUAUUUAUUCUAUAGUGAAAACAUCAAAAACAAAUCGAAUACUUGGUGCUGUACACAGGGACAUUUGUAAAGCCUUUUUUUGGCAUUUCCUUUCUCAUAUUUAAUAUGCUAUUGUCUGGUUCUUUGAAUGCCAAGUGUACAACGGCAGACACCACCUUUCGAUAAAAAACUACUCUGCAACAGGCGGCUCAGACUCCGAGUAAACAGGUUCAAGGGCCUCUGUUAAUGUUUCUCACUCAGCAGUUUGAAACCGUCAGCACGCUUUGCUCUCCAAGGCGAGCUGCUUACCUGGGCAGUUUGUUAGUGAACAAGACACACUGUUUUUGUACAUAAGUUUGUUUUUCCUUGUAUGUCUCUCCAUCAUAAACUGAAAGAUAUAUAAAAUAUGUAUCUAUAUACAGUCUAUAUAUAUGAACAUAUAUAUAUAUAUAAAUAUAUAUAUAUAUAUAAGUGAAUAGGGGUGUUUUGGUGCUGGCAUUGUGACCCUUAAAUUCAACCUGUUAAACAGGAGGCUUGAAGCCAAGGAGAGCGAAGCUUUGCCACCACAGGACCUUAACAGAUGGCGCCAAACACAGCAGCACCUGUAUACUUGUGAUAUAUAUACACACACACACACACACACACACACACUCACACACAUACACACACGACAGAACUAGAAACUCAGAAGCUGUGUGUAGCUAACACUCACACGUACAGAGGUGUUGUGGCAGCGAACACAACUAGAUUCCAGCACUAGAACUGUUAUCACUUUAAUUAUUUUCUUUCUUUUUACCAACACAGAUUCUGCAGGAAAAAAUGGUGCUUCUGUUCCAAACGAUGGCAAUUUAGAUACAAACUAAGUCUCUACUGGUGCAUAAAAACUACGUGUCAACCUCUUACACACACACUGUCUGUCUUUGAAUGUCUUACUUGACAAGGCCCUACCUUGUAAUGUGAGCAUAUUGUGUAAUUACAAGAGACAAGCUGAUGUGAAACACUUGUGUUAGCGUGUGUGUAGCUUGCUUUGGGAGUGAGAGCAGCCAAGCUUCCUGUUUUUUCUGAUAGUGGGAAUACACUUAAGCUCAGUUUGUGCCUGUGCUUUUUUCCACUUGCCAGUGCAUAUCCAAGGGAAGAUUAGACUAAUAAUAAAAGCUUUAUAGUAAACUCCUGUCCUGCACACUCACUCAGUGAACAAGUGAAAAGAAUUUGCUCAUUUUAGAACGUAAUUAGAGACGAUAGCCAAUUUGUUACCAGCACUGAGAGGUCUUUUGUAAUUAUCGUUGAUGCUGUUUUGAUUUUCUUGUUCUUGGUGUUUGAUACAACUGCAGUUUCAUGUUAUGCUUUUAAUUGUGUCUUCAGAUUCCUGUCAGUUUUUAAUACUACUAGUCAGACAGACAGCACGGUGAUCUCCUUCACUUAAAACAAGGAAAUUGCAGCUAUUGAUAAAUACUACUCUUCUCCUGUUGUGCUGCAGGGUUUAUGGUAGAAUAAUCUUCAACACAAGCUUGCCUGGUGGCUUUCUGGCGGUCCAGUCUAACCUGCAGAAGUUUUGAUCAUCUGGAGGGGGGCAGUGUGGUGUAUGUGCAAGUGAGAAUAAUGAGGCCAAUAUUACAUUCAUUACGGAUUUCAAACAGUUUUGUAGCUACUUGUAUAAUCAAUCAAAGGGAUAAGGUGCUGUUAUUCAAGUCCUUUGGUGCAUGAGCGUGAUUUGAAUUCAAAGCUUCCAUGCAGUUCUCCAACAUGCUCCAUCUUGGUACAUUAUUGGUAGAGCUUUGCAGUCGAGGCUGUUUACUCUUAAUCCUGCCAAGGGUCUCAACUCAGGAACUUCCCUGAUUGCUUGAAAUGGUGUAAUGAUGUUAAUGAAUUUUCAUGAACUACUGCAUGUCACAAAUUUGUUUACCAUCUUGUGGCAUGAUGAAGUCCCUUUCUAACCCAACUCAGGACCAGGACAACCCCCCAGUAAGUGUAUUUAAAGGAAAAUUGGUUCCCUCAGAUGAAUUCUCACUGUCACAUACAUCCAGCCCUCUCCAGUGAAAACCCAGCUCUGUAAAGCUUUAUGAGUCGCUCCGAUCUCGAGAAGCUGUGAAAUGGCUACGACUUUCAGCAUCUUCCUCAUCUCGCAAAUGCCUCUGUCUCGAUUUGUGUCUCUUAAGAAGGAGGUUCAGUGUCCCCCUUGUUGGGAUCCCUCCCGUUUACGUGGAGGGAAACCAACUCUGAAGGACACGUGUGUGACCUACAGUAUGUACAGAUAUCUCUUGAUCGGUGAAGCCAGGGCAGGUUUGAGGUGCAAUAAACGGCAAACCUACUUUCCAAAAGGCCCUGGGUUUUCAUGGGAAACUUGUUACUGUUCGGUGUUGGUGCUUUUAUCCUAAGAUGUUAUAAUGACAAAUGGAAUUAAUGUUUUUUUCUGCAUUUUAUGAUUAUUAAUAAAAAUGUUUCAUAUAAUAUUUGAA